Chrysemys picta bellii (western painted turtle) is the source of this 1777-nucleotide messenger RNA. The record is from RefSeq and is a predicted model, not a curated record. NCBI's taxonomy places the organism in Eukaryota, Metazoa, Chordata, Testudines, Emydidae.
GCACGGGGGGGUCCCUGCCCAGGCGAGUCCAUGGGGGGUGCCGGCCGGCCGGGGAGCCCUGGAGCGACACACCCAGCGCGCGGCACCGAGUCCCGGCUCCCCGCACGCCAGGGCAGCGCGGCCGCGCUCCCGCCCAGCUUUACGCGCCCAGGAACCCCUGUCCCGCCUGCGCCUCGCACAGGAAGCGAUAUUUUUGACGGCGCCCCAGGGCUGAGCGUGCGAGGGGAGGGGCCCGGCCCGGCAGCGACCCUGCCCGACGGGCUCUUUCUCCCUCCCGCGGGGGAGGCCGGAACGUUUGUGCCGCGGCUGCUGUUUCCGCCGGGACCCUGCGCCGCGCUUUCACACCGGAAGGAAAGUCGGCAGCACUGGACCGGUCGCGGCGGGGUGCGCGCGCGCCUCUCGCUCUCGCGGAGAUGUCGAGGCGCCGGCGGUUCCUGGAAGGGGCGGCUCGGGCGCUGAUGGGCACGUGCCCGGCUCAGGCCCGAUUCCUGAUGUAAGAGCCUGGCGCGCGGACCCUCUUUCCGAGGGGGUGGGGAGAAGAAGACCGACGGCAUUCCGAUUUGUGACGUAAUGACGGCCCCGUCGAGUCAUGGCCCCUCACCCUCGUGUUCAACCACCACGUGGCCCCGGUUUCUUGACGCCUGCAGGAGCCCUGGCUGGGUGGACGCUUCAUUCCAAAAAAGAUAACAAAACCAACAGAGAAAGGAUAUGCCCUUACUGUUUCCAGUUUCUGGUUCCUGAUAACCACAGAGUACGUCUCAAACCCAAGAUGAAACUGACUCCACGGAUACAGAAACUUCUUAAUCGGGAGGCAAAGAACCAUAAACUCAAUUUGAAACAGACAAAGCUUUUGAAAAAGUACAAGGACUCAAGAAGUGUUCUGCUGGUUACUUGCAACACAUGCAACAAAACAACAAGACAUCAUGGUAAAAGCAGAGAUUUUCUGGCAACAGCAACAAGCCGUUCUGGUACUCCGAUGUGUAAACCAGACCCAAAGACUCCGAUAUCUGCAAACAAAAUGACACCCUUAAACCACAGUAAAUCUGGAUCUACAAGCAAGAGUCCAGCAUCAACUUCCAGAACAUGCAUGUCUGGACAGUCACCAUCCAGUUCUUUCCCCAAGACUCCCAAAAACACUAAAUUUCAUUUUACUCAGCUAAAAUGGUUGCUUAAUCUUGAAGAAAAACAAAAGAGCCAGAAGAAGAUGGACCUGAAAAACUUCUUGUCUUCACUUUGAAAUACUGAAUAAUUACAAGAGUCAUGAUAAUGGUUACAGUAGAAGUGGCUAAAAUUGGGCCAGUAAAUGAACUAAAUUAGUGGCUGCUUUAUAAAUUGUUUUAUAAACUUAGAAACAAUUUUUGUUAAUACUGGUUUAAUUUCUGGCUGUGGUAAGGCCUUCAGCAUGUAGGGGAGAUUUAAAUACAUUGUUUGGAAACAGUCUCUGUACUUUUAUAUAGAUUCCCUACCAGAGGAUAUUGCUGGAAUAAUAAGGUAAUAAGCCAAGUCUUGGAAGCCUGUAGUUGUUUCACAAUCUUUAAUGGCUCUGGAAUUAAAAGACAAAAUCUGUUCUUGGACCAGAUUGGCUUGCGCCGUAGCAAUCAGUGUAAUGAUUUCUAAAAUAGAAUCCUGUACCACAGUAGAACUUGCAGAGGAUCUGCUUAUCUCUAAUUCUUUCCAGAUCUGUGCUGUGAAUGGUUGCUUCCUUUCUGUUCCAGUCCUCAUUCUUGUUUUGGCACCACUAAAGCGACAAAUAAAAUGAUUCCACUUGUCCCUUGAA